This is a messenger RNA of Paracoccidioides lutzii Pb01, 1572 nucleotides long. RefSeq names its product monooxygenase. The transcript is spliced from 7 exons. Bases 1 to 1572 code for a protein of 523 amino acids. The record is from RefSeq and is a predicted model, not a curated record. Gene Ontology annotation, molecular function: NADP binding; flavin adenine dinucleotide binding; N,N-dimethylaniline monooxygenase activity.
AUGUCGACAGACAAAGUUGGCAAUCGUAAGGAUGGCUCAUCAUAUACACAAAUUGCCUGUAUCGGUAGUGGGCUCUCAGGUGUAGCGUUGGGCGCAACGCUGAAGAGAUGGUACAACUUCGAUGACAUCCGAUUCUUUGACCGUAAUGCCGGCAGUGGAGGGACGUGGUGGGCAAAUGGAUAUCCCGGCUGCGCAUGUGAUAUCCCCAGUGCCCUUUACAGCUUCUCGUUUCAUUUAAACCCCAAUUGGACCCAGACAAUGCCCCCAAGCGAAGAAAUCAAAGCAUACAAUGAGAGCGUCCUUGAGAAAUAUUCCCUGGGGGAAAAAAUGGUCUUCUCGACCGAGGUCACCCACUGCGAAUGGAAUGAGGAGACGAGCCUUUGGACAAUGCAUCUCCAAAACCUCCAAACGGGAGAAAAGUAUACUCAUAAAUGUCAGAUACUAUUCAACGCUGGAGGCCUUCUUUCUGUGCCUCGCAAAUGCGAUAUCCCUGGCAGCGAGAAAUUCAAUGGUCAUAUCUUUCACUCAGCACAGUGGGAUGCCUUUGUGAGUUUGAAGGACAAGAAUGUAAUCGUUAUCGGGAAUGGCUGCACUGGAGCUCAAAUAGUUCCUGCAAUUUUGCCUGAGGUGAAGCACCUCACUCACAUUAUCAGGUCAAAACAUUGGAUAUAUCCAGCUGCGAAUCCCCCUUAUCCUCCAUUUCUUAGGUGGAUAUUCCAGAAUAUUCCCCUUGCCUUGCGGCUACACAGAAUUCAUCUCUUUCUAUUAAUCGAGCGCAGUUUGACUUUAUUUAAAAUGUCCAAGAAAGGAACCUUGAUGCGGCAAGAAAGACAGGUGAAGUCAGAAAGGUUCAUGCGCAAACACGCACCAGCAAAAUACCACGAUCUUCUCAUUCCUGACUUCGAUUUCGGUUGCAAGCGCCGAAUUUUCGACGUCGGUGGAUAUCUAAAAUCCUUAAACGCAGAAAACAUCACAUUAACCGAUGAAAAGCCAUUAGAAAUUCUCCCCGAUGGCAUAAGGACUAAAAAUGGCGUCAUAAAAGCUGACGUUAUUGUGCUAGCUACUGGUUUUGAGACCAAAUUCCUGCACUCCAUGGAUGUCAUUGGGAGAGAUGGGCAGAGUGUCAGGGAACGCUGGGACAAAUACCCGGGCCCAACGGCUUACAACAGUUCCGUGUUGAGUGGUUUCCCCAACUUUUUCAUGUUGUUAGGCCCUAAUUCGGCAACGGGAUACACAUCUGCUCUCAUUGCGUCGGAGAAUACAAUAAAUUACGCUUUGCGUAUCCUGAAACCAAUUCUCACGGGAAAAGCCACAUCGGUCGAUAUUAAGCAGCAGGCGGAGAAAUCGUACGCUGACAAAGUACAGGCUGCUCUGAAGGAGACUGUUUUCAAUGCCGGAGGUUGCCAGUCGUGGUAUAUCCAAAAAAGCAAGUGGAAUGCAACAAUAUAUCCCUGGUCACAGGCAGGUACGAUUGGCACCCUACCAAAACGCAGAAGUAAUAAGAAACUAAUGUCCGUCGGGCUCAACAGUGGAAAUCAAGGCAGCCCUCCCGGAGGAAAGGAAAAACUAUAG